Messenger RNA from Cryphonectria parasitica EP155, 3466 nucleotides. RefSeq lists its product as uncharacterized. Gene Ontology annotation, molecular function: phosphopantetheine binding. The coding region runs from base 1 to 3237 and encodes 1078 amino acids. NCBI's taxonomy places the organism in Eukaryota, Fungi, Ascomycota, Sordariomycetes, Diaporthales, Cryphonectriaceae. The transcript is spliced from 4 exons. The record is from RefSeq and is a predicted model, not a curated record.
AUGGCCUCUCAAGUUGGCAGCACGCAGACCGAACUGUGGCCGCAGAUCGUCGACCGUCUCGCUCGAGAACAGCCCAGUGCGCCCUACGGCCUCUGGCCAGUGGCCACUGACUCAUACAAUGCGGGCUUCCGCACCAUCACAUACAGUCAGCUUGCGACUAUCGUCGACAACCUCGCGUGGUGGAUUGCGAGGGAGCUCGGGCCGCGCCAGGGCGAAGCUGGCGUCCUGACCUAUGUGGGCCCCAACGAUGUUCGCCUCACUGCCAUGAUCAUCGCUGCUGUCAAGGCCAACCACGUGCUGUUCCUGACGUCGCCUCGCAACAGUCCCGCCGCGCAGCAAUCCAUGUUUUCGGCCCUGAACUGCAAGACACUGGUCACGACUGACCCCAAACCCCCGUCAGUGCUACCGAUUCUUGAGAGCAUCGGGCCCCGCUGCCUCACAGUACCUGCCAUCGAUGACCUCCUGGCAGUACCACCUUCGCCCUUUGCCUACGAGAAACCAUUCGAGGCAGGACGUUGGGAUCCACUCUUUGUGCUACACACCUCUGGCUCAACUGGGAUACCCAAACCCCUGAUAUGGACACAAGAGUCGUGCGUGCGACAUCAUGCUUGUGCCAGCCAGGCGAUCCCCAACGAGCAAGGCCUGGCAUCAGUCGAGCAUAUCUUGUGGGGAAAGCGGGUGAUAGUAACAGUGCCGUCCUUCCAUGGAGCUGGCAUAUUGCAGUACAUGUGCUGGGCGGUCUGUGCGGGCUGUAUUCCAAUUGCGCCUGCUGCCGUCGGCAUCGUAACAGCCUCCGGGCUCGCUGAGGCCCUCAAGCACACGCCCGCCGAGGUCGCAAUCCUCGUGCCUUCGGUGGUGGCCGACCUCGCCCAGCAUCCACAUCUGCUGACGUACUGCGCGGGCCAUCUCAAGCUGAUCCUCUAUAUCGGCGGCGACCUGCCCCAGGCAGUCGGCAAUAUAGUUGCAGCGCAGAUCCCACUGCGAUGCUGGUGGGGGGCUUCCGAGGUGGGCAUACCACACCAGCUGAUACCGGCCGGCCUCAGUUCCAAGGACUGGCGAUAUGUGCGCUUCCACCCCUCAGUCGGGGCAGUAUUUGACCCGAUCUCUGACGAUACAUACGAGCUCGUGAUCCGGCGCGAUGAAACCCUGGCUCAGGUAUCCUUCACUAUCAGGGGCCAGGAAGGACUCAAAGAAUACCGUACCAAAGACUUGUUCCAGCCUCAUCCUACCGUUCCAGACGCGUGGUGCUGGCGAAGCCGGUCAGACGAUAUUAUUGUCCUGCUGAAUGGUGAAAAGACCAACCCUGUCUCCAUGGAGCAGCAUAUCGUUGCUCAUAACCACGAACUAGCUGCUGUCUUGGUGGUUGGUACUCGGCGCUUCCAGACUGCUCUACUGAUCGAGCCUGCUGCCCUCGCUGAGAGAGGUCCCCUAUCAACAUCCGAACAGGCUGCACUGAUCGAGCGGGUCUGGCCGUCUGUUCAAGAAGCUAAUGCCGUCGCGCCAGCCCAUGCGCGAGUUGAGAAGGCCCUGAUCCUCGUGCUGGACCGCCCUGUGCUACGGGCUGGGAAAGGCACAAUCCAGCGUGCCUCGAGCGUCGAGCAGUUUAGUGCUGAGAUCGAGGCCCUAUACGCCAACGCCGACGUCAUCACAGACGACGAGAAUCGCCCGGGCGAGGCGUCUUGGGACCUCACGGAUGCUGCGAGCAUCGCCCGUUUCAUACAAGAGACUGUCAGUGAUGUGACCGGCUGGCCUGCUCCUGACCAAGCUGAGACUGCUGAGACUUUCUUUGACCGCGGUAUGGACUCCCUCAUGGCGCUUCAGCUGGUCAGGCGCCUGCGGCAUAGCCUACAGCGCCCUGAGCUUAGCCUGUCCACGGUCUACUCAAAUCCGACAGUAUCUCAGCUGAGCCACGCGAUCACAGCGCACAAGACUGGACAGGAGGACAGUGACGCCUCGCAGCUAGAACCUAUGCUGAAGACAUAUCGUGCGCUUAUCGAGCAGAUACCCAAGCCGAAGAUGGAUAUGUCUGGCUCCGAGGGGGAGAGAAAGAAGCAGCCUCUUACAGUCGUCCUAACAGGGUCCACUGGCACGGUGGGGACAUUCCUCCUGCGCGCCCUGCUCGACCGACCAGAGAUUGGGCGCGUCUACUGUCUGAACCGCUCUGAAGAUGGCGGCCAGGCUAUACAGAAGGCGCGGAUGGCUGAGAGGGGGCUGGAGCUGGCUGAUCUGGGCGAGCGGGCCACGUUCCUCCAGGCCGACCUGCGGCGGCCGCUGCUCGGGCUCGAUGAGGCGACGUACGAGAGGCUGCGCUCACAGGUCGGUCUCGUUGUGCAUAACGCGUGGCCCGUCAACUUCAAUCUGGGGCUGACCGCCUUCCGGCCGGAGCUGGUCGGGCUCGUCAACCUGCUUCACCUCUGCGCAGCCGCCAGCCCAGAGCGCACCGCCUCUUUUGUCUUCAUCUCGUCGGUCGGCGCCGUGGGCACUCGCCUGUCUACAGCCGCGCCGGCCUCUCCUGCGCCCGAGAAGUUGCUGCCCCUCAGCGACGCCCCAACCUCGAACGGCUAUGCACGGAGCAAGUUCCUGUCCGAGCUGCUGUGCGAUACUGCAGCACGACGCCUCGGGAUCCCCAUCACCAUCGCCCGCGUCGGCCAGGUAGCUGGCCCUGUCCGGCGGGCAGGCGGCGGCGAGUGGAACCGCAAGGAGUGGCUCCCCAGCCUCGUCAUCGGGUCUCUUGCGAUGGGCUGCCUCCCCGAGCAGCUUGGCCCUCAGUUCUCGGAGAUCGACUGGCUGCCCGUGGACCUGCUGGCCGAUGUCCUGGCCGACCUCGCCACGGCAGACCAAGCCGACUCGGAAGAACCCAGCGAGCCGCACAGGGCGCAGGUCUACAACCUGCGCAACCCCCACACCACGACCUGGGCGUCGCUGCUGCCUUGCAUCAUUGAGACGGUGAAGGCGAGCCGCGGCCCCCAGCAGCAGGUGCCCAAAGUUGUGCCGCCGUCUGCGUGGCUGGCGCGGCUGGAGGCGGCGUCCACGUCCGCCGACGACGCGGUACUCGUGACGAACCCAGCCAUCCGGCUCAUCGAUUUCUACCGAGACGAGGUGCGGGGUGUGGAUGAGCGCGCUAAGACGCCGCCGAUGGCGAUCGAGCGGGCGCUGGCCCGCAGCGAGGCUCUUCGUGGGGUGGAGGGGGUCGGCCCGGAGUGGAUGCAAAGGUGGGUGAAGGAGUGGAUGGCGUGAGAGCCGAAUCCUUGGUCACGAUGGAGCUUCUUGGAAUGUGAGGUGACUGUAAUACUGCUUACUAUUUAAAACUACAGCAUAUUAAAGCUAUCACUCAAAAUCUCCUAGUAUAGUUAAGGUAUUACUGUCAGUCUCUCAGAUGUACAGUGAGAUGGCUUCGCAGCUCUAUGUAAGGCCAAAAUAAAAGAGGACCAAAAGAAAAACAAAAAAAGAAGAAAAGAUCAUCUGC